AUGGCUUUUUCGACUAACCACAAAGAUAUCGGUGUUUUAUAUUUUAUUUUUGGUGUUUGAAGAGGAUUAAUUGGAACUUCUUUUAGUAUAAUUAUUCGCUCUGAGCUUAUAAAUGUUGGGUCUUUUAUAUCAAAUGAGCAUUUAUAUAAUGUUGUUGUAACUUCUCAUGCUUUUAUUAUGAUUUUUUUUAUAACAAUGCCACUAGUUAUUGGUGGUUUUGGUAAUUGACUUAUUCCACUGAUAAUUGGUGCUCCUGACAUGGCUUUUCCUCGUAUAAAUAACUUAAGGUUUUGACUUUUAGUCCCCUCAUUAAUUUUUAUGUUGUUUAGAAUGAUUAUUAGGACAGGAGCUGGUACUGGCUGAACUGUUUAUCCUCCUCUGUCUUUGAGAUUAACUCAUAGAGGCUUAUCAGUUGAUUUGCUAAUUUUUUCUUUGCAUAUUGCAGGUGUUUCAUCAAUUCUAGGCUCAGUUAACUUUAUUGUUACUAUUUUUAAUAUACGGACUCUUGGUAUAAACUUUGAAUAUCUGAGGCUAUUUGUUUGUUCAUCAUCUCAAAGUGUAGAUGCGCCCUUCCGCCAAAGGAGCGACG
Bemisia tabaci is the source of this 589-nucleotide messenger RNA. The record is from RefSeq and is a predicted model, not a curated record. NCBI's taxonomy places the organism in Eukaryota, Metazoa, Arthropoda, Insecta, Hemiptera, Aleyrodidae.